CGCCACCAUGGAUAUCCGCGUACUUCAGCUCUCCGAUAUCCCGCACGUCCAGCAAACGAACAUUACGAACCUGCCCGAAAACUACUUUUGCAAAUACUACAUGUACCAUGCCUUGAGCUGGCCACAAUUGAGCUACGUAGCCGUAGACGUUUCAAGACCUCAGAAAACACCAUAUGACGCACCCAAGAUUGUCGGUUAUGUACUGGCAAAGAUGGAAGAAGAUCCGCAAGACGGAGUUCAGCACGGUCAUAUCACAUCACUCAGUGUCAUGCGUACACAUAGACGAUUAGGGCUAGCGGAGAAGCUCAUGCGCCAAAGUCAAAGAGCCAUGUUCGAGACAUGGGGAGCACAGUAUGUGUCCCUGCAUGUGCGCGAGUCCAACAUCGCCGCAUUAUCGCUAUACAGAGAUACGCUCGGCUUCAAGGUGAUUGCCACGGAGGCGAAAUACUAUGCCGAUGGUGAGGAUGCGUACAGUAUGCGCAUGGAUUUGGACUUUUUGCGGAAUGAGAUUGACGAGGACUCUGAUGACGAGGGAGUGCAAGAUGAAGGCGAUGCCGUGGGAAGUAUUGAGAAAGCUGGUGGCGAUGCUUCUGCUGCUGCUGCUGAGGGAAAAGAGAAAUUGCGGAAAGUGAAGGUUGGGAGACAGCUCGGUGUGGGUGAACUCGUGGAGCGGAAUGAGAGCUCGCAGCCUUCGUAGUUGUGGGCCAAUGCUCUGACAGAUGACUUUAUGCCACAUCCAGUCGAUGAGGUCAAGAGGGACAUGAUUCGUGGGCUUCGGAUCGCACGUCGUCAACACACUCUACAUGACAGACACGGGUCCGACGAGCGAAAGAUCAAAGAUGCAGCCCUUCUUCACUACCUCCUUCCCUCGUACCAAUUCAUCGACAGCUUUAUCUAAGAAUCAAGCGCGUGGAAGCCUUCUCCGCCUUGAUCGAAACACACCCUGAUAAUAUUCGGCUGAUCUUUCGCAAUUGGUCAAGAGAGCCUGUACGGCAUAGGUAGUUCUACCAAGGAGCAGUUGAGUUGUAGUCACCUAGACAGUGAGUGAAGGCACAGAUCUCAAGGUAUGUGUAUGUGUACUUGG
Molecule: messenger RNA, 1084 nt
Organism: Sphaerulina musiva SO2202
Lineage: Eukaryota; Fungi; Ascomycota; Dothideomycetes; Mycosphaerellales; Mycosphaerellaceae
Product: N-terminal acetyltransferase A complex catalytic subunit ard1
Exons: 3
Coding region: 8-697 (229 amino acids)
Biological process (GO): N-terminal peptidyl-glutamic acid acetylation
Cellular component (GO): NatA complex
Molecular function (GO): protein-N-terminal-glutamate acetyltransferase activity; protein N-terminal-serine acetyltransferase activity
Source: RefSeq, a predicted model, not a curated record